CCGUUCACGCACCACAACUCCGUGGGUAAACGCGAGAACGCCACCCCCGUGGUGCUCGAGAUGGUCGGGGAUCUCAAGGCUGGGGGGUUCGAGGGCAUCUGGCGUGAGGGGCCGCGCAACGGCAAAUACGGUUCGCAGUACACCGAAUUCGCGGCGCCUUCGCUGAUGCGUCACACGCUCAAGACGGACGCGUUCACGACGCUGACGGUGGUGUACGCCGUGCCCACGACACCGGGUCGGUGCAGGCUGAUGGCCAGGUUCCCGUUCAUCUUCAAGGCUGCGCCGCCCAGGAUCAUCUUCAAGCUCGUCCCCCGGUGGUGGUCGCACCUCAACCAAAACGCAAUCCUGGAGGAUGACCAGAUCUUCCUCCACAAGCAGGAGCGAUUGAUCGAGAUCGAGCGAAACGUCAAGAACAAGAGCUACGCGCAGGCGUGCUACAUGCCCACAAAGGCGGACACCUACGUCGGCGCCUUUCGAAAGUGGAUCGUGGAGAUGGCCGGCGGCCACCCGGCGUGGCCCGCCGGGAUGGAAAACCAACUGCCGCCGCAGGAGAACAGCAGGACGAUCCUGCUCGACAGGUUCAACGCCCACACCGCGUCGUGCAAAUCGUGCUCCGUGGCGCUGAGGAACAUCACCAUGCUCCGGAAGGUGCUCAGGGUGGCGAGCAUCGUGGCGCUGGCGGCGGCGGCGACGGCGUUCGCGCGCAUGGGCGCGGCUUCGCCGAAACUGUCCAUCGGGUUGGCGGUGGUCGCCGCGGCCAUGGCGGGCGCCAGGGAGUGGCUCGGCGGCGUGGUUGGUAAGAUGCGGGUGGGGCCGUACCCUCCCCCGAGGAGGCCGCCGUCGAUGAUGGAAUCGGCGCUGGAGCAGGCCCGCAUCGCGCUCAUCUAGGAACGUUCGUUCAUCGUGACUCAUCCGAUCUCG
Molecule: messenger RNA, 921 nt
Organism: Micromonas commoda
Lineage: Eukaryota; Viridiplantae; Chlorophyta; Mamiellophyceae; Mamiellales; Mamiellaceae
Exons: 1
Coding region: 61-888 (275 amino acids)
Molecular function (GO): chlorophyllide a oxygenase activity
Source: RefSeq, a predicted model, not a curated record